AUGAAGCUCAUAGUCACAGUCGUCUAUAGCGCAGCUAUUGCUUCAUGCUUCCCCAAUCCAAUGCCUCCAAGCACCAAAACUGCCGCCGCGCCCAUCUACAAUGCCCCGACCUUUCUUCGGGCUCGCGCUCCUGAUCCCCGUCAAGAGCUAUACCAACGAGCUGUUGAAGCACAAACAGCCGCCAGGCAACCUAGGCUCGAACCCAACCACUACUAUUACUUUAUAGCCUGCGGCCGUGGAGACAACACUUGGGCUGAGUUCAAGGACGGCAUUGACUUGAGAAUACCUAGGCCCCAGCCAAAAGAAGGCCGACCGCCCUUACCUGAGACCCCGAGCGAACUCAGAGCCAAGAAAGAUGAAGCGGCGUGGAAGAACGGUCAAAAACGUGUUAAGGAAAAGACAGGCUGCGACCAUGUCGGAUUUGUCGUCGGUGAGGUCGCCAAGCCUGGCGUUUUCACUCAGAAGCUAUUAUUCAAAGCCCAAUUAUACUAUGUGGUUCCGGUUUCCUCUCCCAGCCGGACGGAGAGAGGCUUGUCUGUUGCCAGAUGGCAGAAUUGA
This is a messenger RNA of Colletotrichum navitas, 558 nucleotides long. RefSeq lists its product as uncharacterized. Bases 1 to 558 code for a protein of 185 amino acids. The record is from RefSeq and is a predicted model, not a curated record. The transcript is spliced from 2 exons. Lineage: Eukaryota; Fungi; Ascomycota; Sordariomycetes; Glomerellales; Glomerellaceae.